CGGACUUUAGUUGUGGAGUCAUUGCAAUGCGUCAGAGGCGUUACUGAGGCCGACUUUUAUUAGUUUAUUUGCAUGUUUUGACAUUAUUAAAGCACGCUUUCUCUCUCUAAAAAAAAAGAUUAUUUAUCUUUUGACGCUAUGGCGCUGCUCAGAGGAUUGACCGUGUUAAAUAGAGUUUCUCCAAACAAGUGUUUCACACCAGCACGAAUGUUUGGAAAUGGGACAAACACUUUAUACCAGAGCGGUCCUCAAGCUAGAUUCUUCCCACCUUCUGAGAGUGUUAUGCUUCUCCCAGGAACUUACAAGAACAAAGUGGCCUUCAUCACUGGAGGAGGAACGGGACUCGGAAAAGCCAUGACCACCACUCUGUCUUCACUGGGAGCAGAGUGCGUGAUAGCCAGCAGAAAUCUUGAAGUUUUGAAGAAAACAGCAGAUGAAAUCUCACAACAGACGGGAAACAAGGUCCAUGCCGUCCAGUGUAAUGUUAGAGACCCUGCUUCAGUGGAGGCCGCUGUUGACCAGCUUGUCAAUGAUGUCGGCCUGCCUGAUGUGGUGAUAAACAAUGCUGCUGGAAACUUCAUCUCUCCGUCAGAGAAACUUUCCCCCAAUGCCUGGAGAACCAUCACUGACAUAGUGCUGAACGGCACUGCAUAUGUCACGCUAGACAUCGGGAAACGCCUCAUCAAGGCUGAUAAAGGUGCUGCGUUUCUGGCCAUCACCACAAUCUAUGCUGAGAGUGGCUCAGGUUUUGUUGUUCCAAGUGCUGCUGCUAAAGCUGGAGUGGAGACGCUUUGCACGUCUCUGGCAGCAGAGUGGGGCAGAUACGGCAUGAGAUUCAACAUUAUUCAACCAGGACCAAUCAAAACCAAGGGUGCCUUCAGCAGACUGGAUCCCACUGGUGCGUUUGAGAAGUUGAUGUUAGAGACUGUAGCCGUGGGUCGUCUGGGAACUCCUGCAGAGAUCGCCAACCUUGCCGCCUACCUCUGCAGCGAUUAUGCCAGCUGGGUAUCAGGCGCGAUCAUUCGAAUGGAUGGUGGUGAAUAUGUCUCCCUUGCUGGCGAGUUUAAUGGCUUGAAAAAGGUCACAAAGGAGCAAUGGGCCAUUAUGGAAGCAAUGAUCAGAAACACAAAAGGAUCAUAAACCUCUGAAACAGAAGUAACUCGGCACUAAUGACAGUCCUAAUCUCAAUCUUCCGUUGUAGCACCGAGGGUCAACUAUUUUGAAAGAUGAUUUUUAGAUUGUGUAAACUGAGACUUAAAUUGUCCGGCACAUACAAAUAUCCAUUCAGUGACAUGUUUAUCACAUGUCUGUAAUGGGCUGUAACGAAUUGUUGUGUGGAGUUUUUGAGCUGUGCUGAGUAUAGAUAUUGUGUACUUUUUGACCUGUCUGCCAUUUCUGCCUUAACUAUCCAUUGUAGCAAUAGCAAUUACACUCUGCAUGCUGUAAACAUGUAGGUUACGAUUUUUUUUACCCUACACACUGCCCCUGUACUCUGGGAUAGACUCCAGCAUUCCCGCAAUCCUAAGCAGUUUGGAGAAUGGAUGGGUGGAUAGACCGUUUUGAUAAAUCCCACAAAAACAUGUUUAAAAGCAUAUAAAAACAAUCAGCCUGACCUUUUAUGGCAACAAAGUGUUAGAAGUCUUACAGUAACUAUCAACAUCCUUAUGAUGUAAUGAUGAAGUAGAUGAUAUUUUGGUAUACAUUAACCUGUUUCCUGCUUAGAAAUUCAUUUUGUCAAAAUUAUAUAUAUUCUGUAGAAUAAAUGCUGCCUUAAUUCUUGUAUUAUUCUUGUUCAAUUUUCAAUUUGAGGAUAAAAAAAAAUAAAAAAGGCAAAUAAUUGAUUUAA
Messenger RNA from Cyprinus carpio (common carp), 1846 nucleotides. RefSeq names its product 2,4-dienoyl-CoA reductase [(3E)-enoyl-CoA-producing], mitochondrial-like. Gene Ontology annotation, cellular component: mitochondrion. The record is from RefSeq and is a predicted model, not a curated record. NCBI's taxonomy places the organism in Eukaryota, Metazoa, Chordata, Actinopteri, Cypriniformes, Cyprinidae. Gene Ontology annotation, biological process: fatty acid beta-oxidation. Gene Ontology annotation, molecular function: 2,4-dienoyl-CoA reductase (NADPH) activity.